GUGGCGGCGGGCGCGGAAGCCCGGGCCGCGCGGGACUGGCCGUCGGGGCCCCGGGACGGCGGCCCCGGGGACGCCCAUGCCAUGGAGAAGUUGGCGGCCGGGCUGGCGGGCCUGCGCUGGAGCAUGGGCGCCUUCCCGCUCGACCUCAUCGUCAGCCGCUGCCGCUUGCCCACGCUUGCCUGCCUCGGGCCAGGGGAGUAUGCUGAGGGCGUCAGUGAGCGAGACAUCCUGCUCAUUCACUCCUGCCGCCAGUGGACAACGGUGACAGCCCACACCCUGGAGGAGGGUCACUAUGUCAUCGGGCCCAAGAUUGACAUCCCCCUGCAGUACCCAGGGAAGUUCAAGCUCCUGGAGCAGGCCCGGGAUGUUCGGGAGCCAGUGAGGUACUUCAGCAGCGUGGAGGAGGUGGCCAGCGUCUUCCCUGAUCGCAUCUUUGUGAUGGAAGCCAUCACCUUCAGUGUCAAGGUGGUGUCAGGCGAGUUUAGCGAGGACAGCGAGGUGUACAACUUCACGCUGCACGCCGGCGACGAGCUCACUCUCAUGGGCCAGGCGGAGAUCCUGUGCGCCAAGACCACCAAGGAGCGCUCACGCUUCACCACCCUGCUGCGCAAGCUGGGCCGGGCCGGGGCGCUGGCCGGGGUGGGCGGCGGCGGCGGCGGCCCGGGGGGCACGGGGGCCGCGGGUGGCAGCGGGGGCGCCAGGCCCAUCAAAGGCAAGAUGCCCUGCCUCAUCUGCAUGAACCACCGCACCAAUGAGAGCCUGAGCCUGCCCUUCCAGUGCCAGGGCCGCUUCAGCACGCGCAGCCCGCUGGAGCUGCAGAUGCAGGAGGGCGAGCACACGGUGCGCGCCAUCAUCGAGCGCGUGCGGCUCCCGGUGAACGUGCUGGUGCCCAGCCGACCGCCGCGCAACCCCUACGACCUGCACCCGGUGCGGGAGGGCCACUGCUACAAGCUGGUCAGCAUCAUCUCCAAGACGGUGGUGCUGGGACUGGCGCUGCGCCGCGAGGGCCCGGCGCCGCUGCACUUCCUGCUGCUCACCGACACGCCGCGCUUCGCGCUACCGCAGGGCCUGCUGGCCGGGGACCCGCGUGUCGAGCGCCUGGUGCGCGACAGCGCCUCCUACUGCCGCGAGCGCUUCGACCCAGACGAGUACUCGACCGCCGUGCGCGAAGCGCCCGCCGAGCUGGCCGAAGACUGCGCCAGCCCGCGCCGCGCGCGCCUCUGCCUGCCCGCGCCCCCGCGCGCCCUCGGGCCCGCCCGCGCCCCCGCCUCCGGCCCCGGCCCGCCCGGCGACGGCGACCAGGAGUACGUGAGUCCCGACUGGGCCGGCGCGCCCGAGCCCGCCGCGCUGCCCGCCGAGAUCCCCUACGAGGAGCUGUGGACGCACCAGGCGGCCGAGGGCCUCGCCGAGGGCAGGACCCGGCCGCUCCCGGGGCCCGACCUCAUCUCCUUCGGGGCCGCUGGGCCGCCCCGCCUGGAGCCCGAGGCGGCCCCGCCUCCCCUGCCUCCCAAAUCCGAGGCGGUGAAAGAGGAGUGCCGCCUGCUCAAUGCCCCUCCUGUGCCCCCCCGAGGUGGCAGUGCCAAUGGCCGGCUCUCGGGCAGUCCCCCGGUGCCCCCACGCUUCCCCAGGCUGCAGCCUCUCCACUCCCCCAGCUCCAGCCUCUCCUACUACUCCUCUGGCCUCCAGGAUGGGGCGGGCUCCCGCAGUGGCAGUGGCUCUCCGUCACCGGAUACCUACUCCCUCUAUUGCUACCCAUGCACCUGGGGAGACUGCAAGGUGGGCGAGUCCCCCAGCCGCCCACCCCCGGGACCCCUGCCCUCGACUACGCAGCCCAGCCAGGCCUCCCGGGCCCUUGUAGAGCCCCUGAGCAGUGGAGCUCCCUCUCUCUGGGGGGCCGACACCCCUGUCAAGACCUACCACAGCUGCCCGCCUCCAUUCAAGCCCUCCCACCCCCAGAAACGCUUCGCUCCCCUUGGAGCUCUGAACCCCUUUUCUGGGCCUGCCUACCCCACAGGCCCUUCAGCCGCCUCCCCUUCUGGGCCCACAGCCAGCUCAGGUCCCCUGGCUACCUCCAGCCCCGCUCGUUCCCCGGGCCCGGGCCCUCCAGGCCAGGCCUAUUCGGCCGCUGCCUCCUCCUCCUGUCCCACCUCCUCCUCCCCUUCCUCUGAGUGCCAGACACCCGCCCUGGAGCCCUCUGAUCCCUUUGAGCUGGGCCGGGGCAGCUCUCCAGAGCCAGAGCUGCUGCGCUGUCAGGAGCUCAGAGCUGUGAGGGCUCCUGGGCCUGGGCCUGGCCUUCUGCCACUUGGACCCCCCAAGGCCUUUGAGCCUGAAGGUUUGGUGCUGCGGCAGGUCCCUGCCCCCCUGUCCCCCGUGGCCCUGCAGGGGCCCGAAGCAGGCAGAGCACGACUUCUUCUCACCCAGGGGCGCCUAGAAGGGCCUCCGGCCAGUCCCCGGGAUGGGGCCACAGGCUGGGGCGGCCGGGAUGCCUCCUCCUGGCAGCCCCCCGCUGACCUGUCUGCACUCUCCCUGGAGGAGGUCUCGCGAAGUCUGCGUUUCAUCGGGCUCUCGGAGGACGUGGUGAGCUUCUUUGCCCGAGAGCGCAUUGAUGGCAGCAUCUUCGUGCAGCUCAGUGAGGACAUCUUGGCAGAUGACUUUCACCUCACCAAGCUGCAGGUCAAGAAGAUCAUGCAGUUCAUCAAAGGCUGGCGGCCCAAGAUCUGACUUCCCUGCUCGGGGCUGCACAACUGGAAUUUUGGCCCGGAGGCCCUGGGGGGCCAGCCCUGGGUCUGCAGGGUGACGGCACUCCCAGAGGCGGGGCCUGCCUGCAGGAAGAACCUAUGCCAAGACUGAGGCUGCUAAGCAGCCACGGAGAGUGAGUCCAGGGGAGACACACUUGGAAACGGGGUCCUCUGGGCCAGAGCCCUGCAUGCAUCUUGGCUUUCAGUGUGCAGAGUACGCGGGGAAGGGGCUGGAGGCACCGGUGCACACCCGGGCCUGGUGACACAUUGCUGCGAUUCCCACGGGGGUUCAAAAGCGGGCCUUCAUGGUGACCUAACAGCCGCCUCCGUCUUGCUGCAGAGCUCCACUGACAGAUCGCACUUCAUAGCUUGUAGCUGCAGGCUGGAGACAAGGGAAGAUGGUCCAUGAUCUAAGCACAAAUUCCCCAAGUGCCCGCUCUCCUCUGUGCUCUGUGGGCUUUUGGCCUAGCUGCCCCAGAGUCGGGGUGCCGAUUUCUGUAUCUCGGGGAUGCCCUCCUUUCCCCUCUGCUCCGCCGUGUGUUGGGUCCCUGGCCCCGAGCACAGGUGUAUCAAGUACAAGCCUGUGCCACCACACCUCAGAGGCUCCACCUGUGGGUUCUGGUUCUUGGGUGAUGGCUUUGGAAGAGCACAGCUCUGCUCUUGACCUGCUUAUCUAGUUACGGAGGCAGAUGCUGCCCCAUGUCUCCAGCGCACUGGCUUCUGCCGCGAGCUCACCGCAACUAGCCCUCCAUCCUGCCUGUUGGGUCCAGCCCACGAAGACUCUGACUCUGUGGAAGAGCAGGUGGAUUGAGGGCAGCUGCUCCCUGAUUCUUGAGGCAAGUGGCCUUCCAUCGCUCCCAUCCGUCUCCUGCCCCAUCACUUGACCCUGGCAAACACAUGGUGUCCUUUCCUGGUUUUCUGUCACUGGCACAAGUGGGAUGGGGAGGAAAGAGAAAGCACGAUGGCUUGGGAAAACCUGCAUUUUUCCUCGGAGCUCAGUCCUCUCGCACUUGUUCACCUGCUUCAAAGCAGGUCCUUGUGCCCUGUAUCUUGAGCACGGUGAUCUGCCAGCACCCAGAGAAGGUUGGCUGUCGUGUCCAACCACCACCCCCCACCCCGUGCUCUUCCCCAUCUCACCUACCAGAAGCACACUAAUUCUCCUAGUGUCAGGCCCAGGGGUAUCUGCCUUACCGAGAUAUUUAUCUCCUCUGUUUUUCUAUCUUGAGAGGAGCGAAGCCGUGCUGUUGCUCGUGCCCCAAGCAGGCUGCCCCAGCGCUGAGGGAAGGGGAGUCAGGAAGUAGAGCACAGAAACUGGGAUGCUGAGACGUUGGGUUUCCUUGCCGAUCACUCAGUGAAUCCUCAAGGGCUAGUGAAAUAAAUGCUAGACCACUGAAGAGUA
Messenger RNA from Balaenoptera ricei (Rice's whale), 4137 nucleotides. It is a transcript of the gene GAREM2, whose product is annotated as GRB2 associated regulator of MAPK1 subtype 2. NCBI's taxonomy places the organism in Eukaryota, Metazoa, Chordata, Mammalia, Artiodactyla, Balaenopteridae. The record is from RefSeq and is a predicted model, not a curated record. Bases 82 to 2721 code for a protein of 879 amino acids. The transcript is spliced from 6 exons.